Molecule: messenger RNA, 2769 nt
Organism: Haliotis rufescens (red abalone)
Lineage: Eukaryota; Metazoa; Mollusca; Gastropoda; Lepetellida; Haliotidae
Product: dnaJ homolog subfamily A member 2-like
Exons: 10
Coding region: 62-1297 (411 amino acids)
Biological process (GO): protein refolding; response to heat
Cellular component (GO): cytoplasm; cytosol
Molecular function (GO): ATP binding; Hsp70 protein binding
Source: RefSeq, a predicted model, not a curated record
UCAUAAUAGAGGGCGCAGUUGGGUGACGUCACUUAUAUCCUUCUCGCUAACCUCGUGUAAGAUGGCAGACACAAAGUUGUACGAAAUUUUAGGCGUCAGUAAAAACGCUUCCGAUAAUGAAAUCAAAAAGGCUUACUACAAAUUGGCAAAGGAAUUUCAUCCUGACAAAAACCCAGAAUCUGGUGAAAAGUUUAAGGAAAUAAGUUUUGCAUACGAGGUUCUAUCUAACCAAGAGAAGAGGGAGACAUAUGACAGAUUUGGUCUUCAGGGUUUGAAGGAAGGUGCAUCUGCAGGGGGUGGAUUUGGAGGCGGCCUCUUUGAUGACCUGUUUGGGAAUUUCUUUGGCUUCCCGGGAAUGGGAGGCGGUGGCGGCGGCGGCGGGGGUAGGAACCGCAGGAGGCGUGGGGAAGAUACUUUCCACCCUCUCAAAGUGUCUUUAGAAGACUUGUACAAUGGUAAAACUGCCAAACUUCAACUAAGCAAAACUGUGAUUUGUGGAAAAUGCAAUGGCAUGGGGGGUAAGCAGGGAGCAACGGUAAAGUGCCGUAACUGCCAGGGGCGGGGCGUGAAGAUCACACUGCGUCAGCUGGGGCCAGGGAUGGUGCAGCAGAUGCAGUCUAUAUGUAAUGAGUGUCAUGGUGAAGGUGAAACAAUUAGUGACAAGGAUAGGUGCAAGUCAUGCAAGGGGAAGAAAGUGACAAAUGAGACGAAGAUUUUGGAAGUGCAUGUUGACAAAGGAAUGAAAGAUGGCCAGAAGAUUCCAUUCAGAGGAGAGGGGGAUCAGCAGCCCGACAUGGAACCCGGUGAUGUGAUUAUCGUACUCCAGAUGAAGGAACACUCUGUGUUUUCCCGUGAUGGUGUUGACCUCUACUGCACUCACACUAUAGGACUGACAGAGGCUCUGUGCGGCUUCCACUUCUCCCUCAAACAUCUAGAUGGCCGGGAACUGGUAAUCAAGAACCCUCCAGGAGAGGUCAUACACCCAGGCAUGAUAAAGUCAGUGCUCAGUGAGGGCAUGCCAAUCUACAGAAGCCCCUUCGAGAAAGGAAACUUGUACAUAAAAUUUGACAUCACUUUCCCGAAACAGAACUUCACAACAGAAGCAAAACUAAAGGAACUGGAGACUUUGCUUCCUGUCAGAGAGAAAGUUGACAUACCCAUCGGUGAUCAUGUUGAGGAUGUUGAUCUUGUCAACUUUGAAGAUACACGAGGUAGUGAUGGACGUCGAGGCGAGGCGUAUGAUGAGGACGAUGAUGAAGAUCACCAUGGGCCAAGAGUACAAUGUGCUCAUCAGUAGUAAUUUAUUACCUUCACAUUUUACGAGAAGACAUUUUUUACUCUUGGAUAUUUAACUGCAGAGGAUGUCGAUCUGAACUCAGCAAGGUCAUAACAAGAACGAUAUUGGAAUCCGACUUUUCAACAUUGUUGGUACAAAUCUUCCCACGCCUUGAAUGUCAAGGUGUUUGUUAGGUUCAACCAAUACUGUAGAAUCGAUGCGACUGUGACAUGCCUUUUUAAAUCUGUUUUGGACACUACGAGUCCUGAUUACCCAUAACUAAUCGAAUACCUGCUGCUGUUGAUGAAGCACCACGUUAGAAGGCAGUGAACAGGAUGAGUUGGUAGAUGUUUUCUAGCCUGUCACAACUCUGAAUAGCUGAGUUUUUCCAAGUUGAAGAGAACAUUCAUGUUUGAUACAUGUCAACAUGGAUAUCGACUAAUGCAACAAGAGGCAUGUCUGUAAGUUAAAGAGGAUGAACUGUUUCUCACUGACAAACUUGUCAAGAGGACUGUCACAGUUUGUUGUGUAUAUGAAAUAUCUACUAUUUUAAAAUGUUCAAGAAAAGAUUGAUGGUUCCGUGUAUGGGGCUUGAAUAUUUGCACAAACUGUGAAUUUGUUUUUCAUGUUUUAUGAUGCGAGUGUUGUACCAUGAGAUGAAUGGAUGGUAAUUAUCAGCUAUGUAUUCUCUACAUGUAAAUGGAGUACUCUGUAGGCUUUCAGUUCACAGUGUUUGUAAUGCAUUUAAUCAUAUUAAUGUGUGUCCAGUUUCAAUGUGUAGACUUCUGUCCUCAUUUCAAGUAUAACCAGCAUUACAACAUCCUUCCUUGGGAAGGGCAAGCAUUUGCAUACAGCAGGCCCUUCCUGUGGAUAUUAAGUUUGUUACAUCUGGUACUUGUAGGUUCAUGUGCUAUAAAUCAAUCCCUGUAUAUAUACUGAUCAGUAUGUCGUAGAUUUCAUUGGAAAAAGGGCAUACAAGCAGAGAAAUCUAAAUGUUUAUAAUAUAUGUUCAUUGAUGUUGAAAAUGUGAAAUAACAUAAAUUUAAAUAUUUCCGUCAUAUUUACAACACUUGUGCUUGUGGUUCUUUAGUUGAAUAUAAACAAAUGCAACAGAAUAUUAAUCUUGAUUAUAACUCCUGUAUAGUGUGCGUCUUUCAACAUGUUGGUUAUGUGUCCAGCUGCAUGUUGUUUUAAGCUGUACAUUUGGUAUCACGUGUACAAUGGGACACUUCACCCCAAACGACCUAUUAAAUAUAUGUAGAAGGAUCUGUAUCUUCGUCACCCGUUCUUGGAUGCCCGAAUGUUUUGGGCUGUAUUGUAUUAGAACACAUUAACUUGACUAAACACCACCACUCAAUUUCAUUUGUAAAUGAAACAUUGAUCCUGUCAUUGUAUGGCAACUAUUUCACAUACAUACAUGUAUUUUAUUAGUUCAUUUUAUCUUUAAGUCUCAAAUUCAGUGUGUAAAUUAAAUAAAUAAAUGCAUUACAUAU